Molecule: messenger RNA, 882 nt
Organism: Helianthus annuus (common sunflower)
Lineage: Eukaryota; Viridiplantae; Streptophyta; Magnoliopsida; Asterales; Asteraceae
Product: PKS-NRPS hybrid synthetase CHGG_01239-like
Exons: 2
Coding region: 1-882 (293 amino acids)
Biological process (GO): thymine catabolic process; L-valine catabolic process
Cellular component (GO): mitochondrion
Molecular function (GO): malonate-semialdehyde dehydrogenase (acetylating, [NAD(P)+]) activity; methylmalonate-semialdehyde dehydrogenase (acylating, NAD+) activity
Source: RefSeq, a predicted model, not a curated record
AUGUCGGGUUGGCGUGACUUUUUAAAUAUGUUUGAUAACGAGGCGAAUCAGGGGAGUUAUGAUAACAAUCAAGAUAACAAAGCGGGCGUGUUUGAUCUGAAUGCUCUGUUCGAUCCCAGUCUUGCGUCUGAUGCAGGUCAGGAUACUUGGGGUUUGGAUGCCUUUCAGCCUAAUUAUGCUGGUUAUUAUCCAUCGCAACACCCGAUUAAUUUUGAAGCCCCUCCUGUUAGUGUUGGACCGCCGACUGAUAGUUCUCAUUCUCCUCCCAUAAGUGGUGGACCGCCCGAGGGUCCAAAUGCUGACCAGGAACCUAGUGAGUUUCAAAACAAGCAGAAAUUCGCUAGCAUGGAUGAAUUGGUAGAGUGGUGUAGAUACGUCGGAUGCGAAAAUGGCUACGCCCUCGUCACCAAACGCACCAUCUACGAUAAAUCCCCAAGCGGUCAGCCGUUAAAAAUUUGGCUUACGUGUGAUUGUGCUGGCGAGCACAAACCAACAACCACGGUCAGACGCAGCGGGACUAGGAAAACCGGUUGCAAGUUCCAACUGAUCGGGACAUACAGAAAAAGGUUAGGUUAUUGGGAUCCAAGGGUUGAGGAAGCUAAACAUAACCAUGAACCAUUUCUGUAUCCAGAGGGUCAUCCGUCCCUAAUGAGGCUGACUCGAUCGGAAGAGAGGACGGUGGAGCAAAUGACGCAUCAGAACAUAAAACCACGAGACAUUCUUGCUGCCAUUAAAGAACAGAACCCCCCCCAUAAUGUCUCAACAAGAAACACCAUAUACAACGCUCGGGCCAAAUUGGGUCGAAUGGAACAAGUCGGCGAGACUCCAAUGCAGAUACUUUUCGACCGGUUGGAGAGGGUUGGGUUUUUUUUUUUACCAUAG